Molecule: messenger RNA, 1914 nt
Organism: Tribolium castaneum (red flour beetle)
Lineage: Eukaryota; Metazoa; Arthropoda; Insecta; Coleoptera; Tenebrionidae
Product: transmembrane protein 135
Exons: 7
Coding region: 255-1700 (481 amino acids)
Source: RefSeq, a predicted model, not a curated record
GGGAAUGAUUCUUGUAAACACCUUAAAGAAGUGGUCAUUUGGCCUGAUCAGCUGUUUUAUGUGAAAGUGGAAGUUGUUUGUAGUGUUGCGACAGCAAAGAUUAAACUGUCGAUGUUUUAUUUUUGUCAGUUCGGCUGUGCUGUGACGUAAAAUGUGUUCUUAUUUACAUAUCUCCUGCAACAAUAAGUUUGUGAUAAGCUGAAGAACGGCCAAGAUUAUAGAUUUUUUUCUCGUAUUGUUGUGGUUUUGGGAAAAUGGCCCAGAUUUACAGUAAAUUGCCUCUCCCUGUGACAGGGACCAUAAAAACUACGUGUGUGGACUAUGUUCAUCCCUGGACGGACAGUUGUUUGCAAGGGAUUUGUGGGCUGUAUUUGUAUGCAAUUUUUGAUUCCUUGAGGAUAUAUGGGACGGUUUAUGUGUUGACUCUGUUGAUGAAAGGCCGUAUUCCGACAAAGGAAGAUUUGAAAAAAACAGUAUUAGGAAUUUUACAGUCGACCGCUUUUCUCAGCGGUACUGGAUUUGGGUACUCUCUAUUUUUAUGCGUUUUAAGGCGGCUUUUGGGCAACUUUAACAUCUUGACAGUGUCGGCAAUCCCAGCAUUCUUAUCAAGCGUAUUUUCGAUUCUAAUUGAAAGGCCUUCCCGACGCACUUUGUUGUGCCUAUACGUCAGUAAUGUCGCCACAGAAACCCUCUGGAACAUGGCCUUAUCGCGCAAAAUGGUCCGGAACGUAAAAUACGGCGAUACGGCCAUUUUUGCCGUCGGAAUGGCAGUUUUACUCAUGUAUUAUAAAGGGGGGUACCAUAAAGACUCAGAGGGGAAGGCUGACAGCAUGUUUGGAGUCUUAAGGUUUGUAGUGGGGCCUUACGAAGAAAAAGACUACAGUGCUAGGUCAAGCCAAGCGAGCACGUUUUACAGACAGCAAGUCCAAAACAUUCCAAAUGUUGGCUCGAGGGCGAAGUCUGGAAGUUGGCAUUCCAGCUCUCGAUCGAAAAACCCCGUUUUUCACGUCAUUACUCAAGCUCUCCGUGUUUAUAAAAAAAUCAUAUACAAAAUCAAGUGCUGUGAUAGACACCUAGCGUGUCCGCAUCCGUUCAGUUGUUUGUAUUAUACGAUGCAAGGCGUAGGGAAAAUGUUUAGCAUCGGUUUAGGGAUACAAGUGACUUUAAAGCUAGUUCUUAAUAUAAAGAAAGUCGUCCAGAGCCCGAGAAAUUUGAAAGCGAUCUUAUUUAGGAAAGAUACUUUGAACCUGGCGGUGUUCCUUGGAGGUUUCUCGGGUUUAUUUAGAGCCGUUUUGUGCAUUUUGAGGAGGGCCACAGGCAAGGAUAGCCCCUCUUAUGCCAUCCCAGCUGGUUUGAUUGCUGGAACUGCCUUUACGCGAUAUCCAGACACCACAGUAUCACUCUAUGUCAUGUGGAAAUUGGCCCAAAUAACUUACAUCAUGGGUAUCAACAAAGGAAUCGUGCCUCGAGUCCCGGGCUUCACCGAAUUUUUGUAUUGCUUCAGUACUGCCGUUCUUUUCCACGCAGCUCUGCUGGAACCGACAAAUUUGAGGCCUAGUUAUUGGAAAUUUUUACACUCGAUUUCCGGCGGAAGAAUCGCUUGUAUGAACCGGAUUCCGUUGGAUGCUUGGGGGCUCGGUACUUCUGAAUCUCUAGAACGUGUUCUAGAACUAACUAAAACACAAAGAGUCCUGAAAUAGUCGAACUAGGUCACGUGGUACUUUUGGAACUAGUCAAAGUGGGUGUUAGUUUGCAAAAGUUUCGAGAAUACUUACUUUAACGAUUAGGGAAUUUUUGACGCUGGUUGGUUUUUUAUUGAGGGUAGCACAACUCUUUUGUUAUUUUCUUUUCAUGUUUUUAAUAAAUGAGAUUUUUAUUGCAAUAUUUUAAUGAAAUAAAGUUAAACAAACCAAA